GCACAUGCAUAGUACAGGCAUGGGAUCAAAGGUACCUAUAUAAACUCCCAGACUCUGUGUGGGUUCAAACACAUUUCAAAGCUUCGGUAUCCUGACAAGUUUCAUUCUCCUUCCUGACAUUCCGAGUCAGGUAACAUGGUUCUCCUGGAAUCCAGGAGACAAAUGGGAAAGCUAUACCAUCCCAGGAACUGGCCCUGCACGGCGGUGCUCUCUCUGCUUUUUAUCCCAAGUAUCUCCAAAGGGGUACAUGUGACUCAACCAGCAGUGGUCCUGGCCAACAGCAGAGGGAUUGCAAGCUUUGUGUGUAACUAUGAAUUGACAAACAAAACCAAAGAGAUCCGAGUGGGGCUUCUUCGACAGAUGGACAACCAGAUGGUUGAAGUCUGUGCUUCAACAUAUCUGGUACAGAAUCAACCAGUAUUCAUGGAUGACAUGCUUGAGUGCACAGGAAAUGCCAGUGGGGAUAAACUGAUGCUCACUCUCACAGGACUGAAGGCCUCGGACAGUGGACUGUACAUCUGCAAAGUGGAGCUCAUGUAUCCUCCCCCCUACUACAUGGGUUUGGGCAAUGGAACGCAGAUAUACGUCAUUGAUCCUGAACCUUGCCCAGACUCUGAAGUCAUGCUCUGGAUCCUGGCAAUCGUGAGCUCUGGAUUAUUUUUUUACAGCUUCCUCAUCACAGCUGUUUCCUUGAAUAAAAUGCUAAAGAAAAGGAGUCUUCUCACUACAGGAGUCUAUGUGAAAAUGCCCCCAACAGAACCUGAACAUGAGAAGCAAUUUCAGCCCUACUUUAUUCCCAUCAACUGAGAAAAAGGAGUGGUGCAUAGAGAGACAGUUUUCCAACUGCAAGAGAAACUGAGAUCUUCACUUUCAUUAUAACCUGCUUUAAAAACAUUUUUUGAAGGAGGGAGGGUAGAGGGUGGGCUUGAAUGUGGGAGGAUGAAAAAACAAACAAACCUCUAAUUAAAAUACAGUUGACUAUAGAGCCCUAGCUAGGUAUUUGGAGAAUUAAAAUCCAAAGAGCAGGAUAUGUCAGGGAAGAGAAUGUUUCUGACAUCUUGAGGAAAUAUGAACUAAAAGGAUCCAUCCAGGAGCAAAACAAGAAUACCUUAUGAUAUAGGAUGGCGGACCUAGGUUAGGGCAAUGUAUUAAGGAAGGAAGGAGAGGACUUCUGUUCAACUUUGUAUUUUAAAUGUACUAAGCAAGUCUGAGCAAAAUUAUCU
Messenger RNA from Trichosurus vulpecula (common brushtail), 1223 nucleotides. It is a transcript of the gene CTLA4, whose product is annotated as cytotoxic T-lymphocyte associated protein 4. Gene Ontology annotation, biological process: B cell receptor signaling pathway; negative regulation of regulatory T cell differentiation; T cell receptor signaling pathway. Gene Ontology annotation, cellular component: external side of plasma membrane; membrane. Bases 136 to 807 code for a protein of 223 amino acids. The transcript is spliced from 4 exons. The record is from RefSeq and is a predicted model, not a curated record. NCBI's taxonomy places the organism in Eukaryota, Metazoa, Chordata, Mammalia, Diprotodontia, Phalangeridae.